This is a messenger RNA of Mercurialis annua (annual mercury), 2152 nucleotides long. RefSeq names its product probable histone-arginine methyltransferase 1.3. NCBI's taxonomy places the organism in Eukaryota, Viridiplantae, Streptophyta, Magnoliopsida, Malpighiales, Euphorbiaceae. Gene Ontology annotation, biological process: peptidyl-arginine methylation. The transcript is spliced from 15 exons. The coding region runs from base 336 to 1967 and encodes 543 amino acids. The record is from RefSeq and is a predicted model, not a curated record. Gene Ontology annotation, molecular function: protein-arginine N-methyltransferase activity.
AGCCUUCUAUUUUUAAUUUCUUAAAAAAAUCAGCCUUUUAUUUUUAACUCUCCAUCUUACCCUUAAGAUCCUGACACGUCAUCCCACAUCCCACAUCAAGCGCCCAUAUUAUUGGAAAAAAAAAAUACAAAAAUUAGCAGAAAAUGUUUAACUUUAAGUUAAAAUAUCACUGAGCUUUCUUUUCUCUUUGGCGGCCACAACCCAACUCUUUAUAUGACAUUUAUUGUAGCGCGCUUUUUGUAAAACCCUAAUUUUGCUUCGUCUUUGAUUCAUCACACUGUACACAAUAAUUUUAUUAAGAUUUUUGAACUUACGGAGAAGCUGUAGGUAUAACAAUGGAGGUUAUAGCAGUAGGGCAAAAACAGAAUAAUAAACAACAGGAGCUUAAUUUAGCAUCCAUUUCUGAGCUCUCUACUGGCUCUACUAUAGCUCCGGUUAUCUGUAGAUUCGCCGUCAAUAAUAACGGAGCAUUGGAGGUUCAGUUUUUUAAAGAGUCUGAUUCUAAUUCUGCUUCUGUUGAUUCUGUUAAUGUCGAUCUCAGUGUUGCUCAGUUGUUCAAGCUAGGACCUCAGCUAUCAAUUUGUGUCUCUGAAGGUCUAAGCUCUGAAACUAAUAAAGAGACAUAUUCAAGAGCUAUCACUCUCCAAUUUAGAAAUGAGGAGGAGAACACGACCUUCCAUUGUGCAUUUGACCAAUGGAAGAAGGAAGUCAUUGUUCAAGAAAAUAACUUUUCAAAUGGAGCAGUCAUAUCUUCAAAAAGCAAGUUUGAUACUAAAAUUGAGGCAUCAUCGGCUAAAAUGUAUUUCCAUUAUUAUGGACAACUUCUGCAUCAGCAAAACAUGCUACAAGAUUAUGUGAGGACAGGAACCUAUUAUGCUGCAAUCAUUGAGAAUCGCUCAGAUUUUUUUGGUCGUGUUGUUGUUGAUGUUGGUGCUGGUAGUGGUAUUUUGUCGUUAUUUGCUGCUCAGGCUGGUGCAAAGCAUGUUUACGCUGUGGAAGCAUCUGAAAUGGCAGAAUAUGCCCGUAAACUAAUUGCAGGGAACCCAUCACUGGGAGAAAGAAUUACGAUAAUAAAGGGCAAAGUCGAGGAAAUCGAAUUGCCAGAGAAAGCAGAUAUUUUGAUCUCUGAACCAAUGGGCACCUUGUUAAUCAAUGAAAGAAUGCUCGAGUCCUAUGUAAUUGCAAGAGACAGGUUUCUUGUCCCAAAUGGAAAAAUGUUCCCUACAGUUGGAAGAAUACAUAUGGCGCCUUUUAGCGAUGAAUAUUUGUUUAUUGAAAUUGCAAAUAAGUCCCUCUUCUGGCAGCAGCAAAACUAUUAUGGAGUUAAUCUAUCACCUCUACAUGGAUCUGCAUUCCAGGGAUACUUUUCUCAGCCUGUCGUGGAUGCUUUUGAUCCAAGAUUAUUGGUUGCUCCUUCAAUGUCUCAUGUGCUAGAUUUUACUGAAAUAAAGGAAGAGGAGUUGUAUGAAAUUGAUAUUCCAUUAAAAUUCACAGCUUCUGUUGGUACCAGAGUGCAUGGGUUGGCUUGUUGGUUUGAUGUGUUGUUCGAUGGAAGUUCUGUACAACGGUGGCUUUCAACUGCCCCUGGUUCUCCCACAACACAUUGGUACCAAAUAAGAUGUGUGCUCUCUCAGCCAAUCUAUGUCAUGGCAGGACAAGAGAUUACUGGUCGCCUUCAUAUGGUUGCCCACAAUGCUCAGAGUUACACUAUUUAUUUGACAUUGUCAGCUAAAAUGUGGGGCCCUGGUGCUGAACAAGGAGGAAUACUUCAGACAUCAUCAUGCAAAUUCGAUUUAAAAGAACCGUAUUAUAGAAUGUCUCAACCGCAAGCCUAUCCAAUGACACAAGAUCAGCAACCGCACCAACUGAUAAAUGCACAGGAUAUACAGAUUCAAUCGGAUGAUUUCGAGGAACCGCCGGAGUUGAUACAGCCACCACUUCAAAGUUUGGAUGCUCAGCUCCAAUGAGUAUGUGAGAAUUCUUAACAUGAAACAUGUUUGGAAUACCAACUUUGCUGCUCAACAGCAAGUUGUCAACAUUCUUAACUUAAUUCUACUGUGCAUGGGUUUAUUACUUUAAUCCCUUGUAAAUUAGAUUAAUUAAAUAUUGAUUCAACAUGCUUUUGUUUCAUUAGUUGCCUAGUUGAUACUCA